Messenger RNA from Eremomyces bilateralis CBS 781.70, 1560 nucleotides. Its product is annotated as Pkinase-domain-containing protein. Gene Ontology annotation, biological process: regulation of mitotic cell cycle; protein phosphorylation. Gene Ontology annotation, molecular function: ATP binding; cyclin-dependent protein serine/threonine kinase activity. The record is from RefSeq and is a predicted model, not a curated record. Gene Ontology annotation, cellular component: nucleus. The coding region runs from base 44 to 1423 and encodes 459 amino acids. The transcript has a single exon. Lineage: Eukaryota; Fungi; Ascomycota; Dothideomycetes; Eremomycetales; Eremomycetaceae.
CGUACUCCGUACAUAGUUAUCUCUCCAACAACAACCAGCUAUCAUGGCCUCGAAUUCACGAUGGGCGGAUACAGAGGAGGAUACCGCAGCGGAAAUACACCGCAAGAGGGAAAAGGAGGAACGAAAGCGAGCCAAACAGCUAAAGGCGCAACAAGAGCAGGAAGCUCGAGAAGCUCGAGAAGCGCAAGCCAAAGCCACUAGCAGCGUAUCUACAGAUAUUGACGACCGUCCGGCGAAACGGAGGAGAUUAUCGGGUGAAUCCGAGUCAAACGAGGUACAUGAUGAGCAACCUCGUCCUCUUCUCCGGUUCACGGCGCCGGGAUGGGGUCCGAGUCGACGGAUCGAGAACUUCGAAACAUUGAACCAUAUCGAGGAAGGGUCAUAUGGCUGGGUGUCGAGAGCACGGGAAAUGGCAACAGGCGAGAUAGUGGCGCUCAAGAAGUUGAAAAUGGGGAAUCCCACCGAAGGGUUUCCCGUCGUUGCGCUUCGCGAGAUCCAGAUACUCAACCAAUGCCGGCAUAAGCAUAUCGUUGCGCUUCGAGAAGUCGUGGUUGGUUCGAAGCCAAGCGAUGUCUAUAUGGUGAUGGAAUUCCUCGAGCACGACCUGAAGUCGCUGAUGGAGGACAUGCGGGAACCAUUCUCUCCCUCGGAAACCAAAUCUCUCUUGCUACAGCUUUCUUCUGCUGUAUCAUAUCUCCACUCCCACUGGAUCCUUCACCGCGACCUCAAAACUUCCAACAUCUUGAUGAACAACCUUGGUCAGAUCCGCCUUGCGGACUUCGGCAUGGCGAGACAUACGUCCAAUCCACCGCCAAAGAAUCUAACGCAGCUGGUUGUCACCUUAUGGUAUCGCUCGCCGGAGCUAUUGCUUGGGACUACGACGUAUGGCACAGCGGUGGAUAUCUGGAGCAUAGGAUGCGUCUUCGCCGAACUACUGACCAGAUCUCCCCUCCUGCAAGGACGGAACGAAGCGGAUCAAUUGGCAAAAAUAUUCGCAACCCUCGGCAUUCCCACCGCUGCGAAUUGGCCCGGCUUCCGUCGCUUACCACACGCAAAGUCGCUCGCUCUACCGUCCAAUCCACCGCCACCUCCGCCGCUCCGUUCGAGUUUCUCAUUGUUGACGGGGGCAGGUGCGCAGCUGCUGGAACGGAUGUUGGCCCUGAACCCGGACGACAGACCCGAAGCCGAAGAGGUGUUGCAGCAUCGGUACUUCCAAGAGGAUCCGAAGCCGAAGAGCGAGAAGAUGUUUCCUACAUUUCCGAGCAAGGCUGGGCAGGAGAGACGGAGGCGGGUUGCGAGCCCAAAGGCUCCGAGAGGGAGGGAAGCGGAUGCUGGAGCGGUUGGACAUGUUGAUUUCGGAGGAAUCUUCAGUGCAAGCCAGGAUUCAGAAGCUGGCAGCGGAUUUAAUCUCAAGUUCAGAUAAUCCGAUAUACGGGAGUGCAUCAACUCUUGAGAUCCAACGAGACUUGCCGCAGUUCAAUUUAUUAUUGAAGAAAUGUCUGAGCUCAUCCGUGGUAGACGAACUCGUUCCAAUGAAUACCUCGAAGACUACGAACUCGU